This is a messenger RNA of Penicillium riverlandense, 1074 nucleotides long. RefSeq lists its product as uncharacterized. The transcript has a single exon. The record is from RefSeq and is a predicted model, not a curated record. Lineage: Eukaryota; Fungi; Ascomycota; Eurotiomycetes; Eurotiales; Aspergillaceae. Gene Ontology annotation, molecular function: transmembrane transporter activity. Gene Ontology annotation, cellular component: brush border membrane. Gene Ontology annotation, biological process: transmembrane transport. The coding region runs from base 1 to 1074 and encodes 357 amino acids.
AUGACAGGCAACAUUUUGAGUGUCUGUCUCUGGGUCGGCGCGACGGAUUUUCGGAUGUUCAUCGCGAGUCGCAUUGUUGGCGGUCUUAGCGAAGGCAACGUCCAGCUCGCCAAUGCAAUUAUUGCAGAUAUCAGUGAUGAGAAACAGCGGGGAUCAGCCAUGGCUCUUGUUGGGGCAUGCUUUAGUCUCGCGUUCACCUGCGGUCCGGUCCUAGGUGCAACGCUCGCAAGUAUCAACAUGGUGGCUUCAAACGAAUUUGCUGUGGCUGCUGGAGUCUCCCUGGUUCUGGUCGUUAUGGAGACAAUAUACAUAUACUUCUCUCUACCGGAGACACAUCCACGUUUGAGGCACUUGCAAGAACAUUCCUCUGUGGCUGCCAAACCAAGCCAUAGUAGCAAGUUCGACGUCACAACACCGGCUGUGGUCAAUGGUGGUGUAUCAAAGGUCUCCACAAAUGGCCACGCAUCGUCUUCUUCCGCACGUCAAGAGAAAACCACCAAGACAAAACCUCGCAAUACGUUGGUUUUGAAUGUUCUCCAUCUCCUCUUUCUUCUUCCUUUCUCCGGACUGGAAUUCUCCCUUCCAUUUCUCACGACGACACUAUAUUCCGAUCAAGCAAAAAGCAUCAACCCCUCUGCUUUAAAUGGGCGUCUUCUUUCCCUUAUGGGCCUCAUUGCUUCUUUGCUUCAAGGAACAGUUGUUCGACGUCUACCACCGAUUGUGAACAUACGAAUCGGCGUUGUUGCUUGCGCAAUUUCAUUUUUCCUGCUUGCACGCGUGUCUUCAAUCAGAGGUGUCUAUGUCGCUGGUAUUUUUCUGGCUAUCACAUCAGCUACAGUAGUGACAGGCAUCAAUAGUCUAGGUAGUUUAGUGGCGCGUGAGGGUGAACGCGGACUUGUUCUUGGCCGUCUACGAAGCUGGGGCCAGGUGGGCAGAGCCGUGGGACCAUUGUUCUUUUGUUCGCUGUUCUGGUGGGUUGGAAGGGAGGUUGCCUAUACAACGGGGGGCGUAAUGAUGAUGGGCGUUGCGGUGGCUGCCUUCACUAUACUGCAGUCGCCUCAAGUCAGCAGAUGA